Messenger RNA from Phacochoerus africanus (Common warthog), 502 nucleotides. RefSeq names its product small integral membrane protein 4. NCBI's taxonomy places the organism in Eukaryota, Metazoa, Chordata, Mammalia, Artiodactyla, Suidae. The record is from RefSeq and is a predicted model, not a curated record. The transcript is spliced from 2 exons. The coding region runs from base 247 to 489 and encodes 80 amino acids.
CCACCGCACUCUGAUUGGUGGAGCGGUCCUAGGCCUUGGGAUCCUGGAGGUCAGAGCGGCGCUCCUGUCCUGCUCAGCUUCUUAUCCCUUGGAGCUGGAGGAGCUUGGGGUCGUACGGCAACCUGAUUGCUGUAGUCAGCAAGGACCGUCAGGGCGGCUUCUGCUUCAUUCCAGCGCUACAGUCCAGGGGCUAGGACAGCUCCCGUCGUUCUCUGUUCAGCCUCACCGCCACAGCCUCGGUCCAGCAUGUUUUCCAGGGCCCAGGUGAGGCGGGUUCUGCAGCGGGUACCCGGGAAGCAGCGACUCGGCGUCUACAGGUUCCUGCCCUUCUUUUUUGUCCUGGGAGGAACGAUGGAGUGGAUCAUGAUUAAAGUGCGCGUGGGCCAGGAGACCUUCUACGAUGUCUACCGUAGAAAAGCCUCAGAAAGACAGUAUCAGAGAAGGCUGGAAGAUGCAUCAGAAACUGAACUUCAGCAGUCAAUAAAGUGAAUAUGAAACUUUA